Triticum turgidum subsp. durum (durum wheat) is the source of this 921-nucleotide messenger RNA. The record is from the annotation of a GenBank genome assembly. NCBI's taxonomy places the organism in Eukaryota, Viridiplantae, Streptophyta, Magnoliopsida, Poales, Poaceae.
AUGCCGGACCAGAAGAGACCGGCCGGCCGGCGGGCGGAGGAGCCAAUGGAGGGCGCCUGCGAGAUCGCGCGCCUGCCGGAGGAGCUCCUCUCGGCGGUGCUGGCCCGCACGACCCCGCGCGACGCCUGCCGUGCAGCCGCCGUCUCCCCGGCCUUCCGCGCCGCGGCGGGCUACGACGCCGUCUGGGCGGGCUUCCUGCCCCCUGUCGGCCUCCCGCCUCUCGCCGACGGGGAGCCGCCGGCCCCCGCCCCGCCCUCGUCCAAGAAGGAGCUCUUCCUCCGCCUCUCCGCCGGCCCUGCCCUCCUCCACGACAGGCUCGUGAGCGUGUGGCUGGACAGGGAGACCGGCGCCAAGUGCUACAUGCUGUCCGCCAGGAAGCUGUCCAUCGUGUGGGUGGAUACGCACUGGGCCUGGAUCCCACUCGAGGACUCCAGGUUCUCCGAAGGUGCUGAACUCGAGGACGUUUGCUGGUUUGAGAUCCACGGGAAGAUACAUAGCAAGAUGCUCUCCCAAGACACAACCUAUGCCGCCUACAUGGUCUUCAAGAUGGCCGAUUAUUACUACGGGCUGAAUUUUCCUGCUCAGGAGGCAUCGGUCAGUUCCGGAGCAACCAACUUGACCCGCGAGGUUUGCCUACAAGCUGGCGAGGCGGACGAGAAAACGCAUUACGACGAGGGCGAUGACGAUGAGUCCGACGAGGAGGAGGAGGAGGACGUCGACGAGUACUACCGGUCGCUGACGAACCGGCGCAUAGUUCACGAAGAGAAUGUCACGCUCCCUCAGAGAAGAGCCGACGGGUGGAUGGAGCUGGAGCUGGGCGAGUUCUUGAGCGAGGGGGGCGACGACGGCGAGGUAUCCAUCAGCCUUAUGGAGACCAAAAGUGGGAAGUGGAAGAGUGAGAGAAAGAUAAGUGAGGGUUGA